AUGGCCCUUUCCUGGUUUAAGCGGAAUCCCUCCAGAGUGCAGAUCUCUAGGCAGUGGAGCCACAUUCCCCACCCUCUCAACCCUUCCCUCGACCAUAUAAGGAGAGGCAGCUGCUAGGGGCGUCCCCAGUAUCUAAAGAUAGAGGCUUUUGCCUGGGACUCCAAAUGCCACUGGGCAGGUGGAGCAGCCAUGGCACGGCAGCAUGCCCGGACCCUGUGGUAUGACAGGCCCAAGUAUGUGUUUAUGGAAUUUUGUGUUGAGGACAGCACGGAUGUCCAUGUGCUCAUUGAGGAUCAUCGCAUUGUGUUCAGCUGCAGGAAUGGUGAUGGAGUGGAGUUGUACAACGAGAUUGAGUUCUACGCCAAAGUGAACUCCAAGGAUUCCCAGGAUAAGAGGUCCGGCCGCUCUAUUACUUGCUUUGUGAGGAAAUGGAAGGAGAAGGUGGCCUGGCCCCGGCUCACCAAGGAAGAUAUCAAGCCAGUAUGGCUGUCUGUGGACUUCGAUAACUGGAGAGACUGGGAAGGGGAUGAAGAGGUAGAGCUGGCUCACGUGGAGCAUUAUGCAGAGCUUUUGGAAAAGGUCAGCACCAAGAGACCUCCACCUGCCAUGGAUGACCUGGAUGAUGAUUCUGACAGUGCUGAUGCAACAAGUAAUUAACUUUCUGUGACAGCAGAGCUGAGAGGAGAUUAUAACUGCUUUCUGUUGCUCUGAAGAGUCGUGGCCUAGACCCUGUCAGCUCUUUGGCUGUGCACCAGGGUCCUUUGAGAUCUCCGAACUUCCCUAGAAGUUCUUUUUUUUUUUUUCCCUAAAUAUUUAUUUUUUAGUUUUAGGUGGACACAAUAUCUUCACUUCACUUUU
Molecule: messenger RNA, 858 nt
Organism: Urocitellus parryii (Arctic ground squirrel)
Lineage: Eukaryota; Metazoa; Chordata; Mammalia; Rodentia; Sciuridae
Gene: Ptges3l
Product: prostaglandin E synthase 3 like
Biological process (GO): protein folding; chaperone-mediated protein complex assembly
Cellular component (GO): cytosol; nucleus
Molecular function (GO): protein-folding chaperone binding; Hsp90 protein binding
Source: RefSeq, a predicted model, not a curated record